Messenger RNA from Soboliphyme baturini, 549 nucleotides. The record is from the annotation of a GenBank genome assembly. NCBI's taxonomy places the organism in Eukaryota, Metazoa, Nematoda, Enoplea, Dioctophymatida, Soboliphymatidae.
AUGAGUGGAUUAAUUCCUUUCCGGCAUCCAUUUUGGCAUGGCAGCGAUUACUGGGAUUGGCCGCCAGUGAGUCGCAUCUUUGACCAGCGGUUCGCCAUGGAACCGAUGUGGGACCUGCUCACCGAGCCGCUUACCGAUUCGUUUCGUGUAUCCCCAUACUGGGCUCGCAUGCGACCAGUAGAGGGUGAGGGACGAAGUGGUAUAUCUGAGGUGAAAAACGAGGCGGACAAAUUCACGGUCAGUAUGGAUGUCUCGCAGUUCUUGCCACAGGAGAUUAAGGUGAAAGUGGUGGAGAACAUGGUGGUGGUUGACGGCAAACACGAUGAGAAAAUGGAUCAACAUGGAUUCGUCAGCCGGGCGUUCACCCGCAAGUACAUCCUGCCGAAGGAGGUUGACCCUCAGACGGUAGUGUCGCGUCUAAGUCCGAAGGGUGUGUUGACCAUCGAGGCGCCGAAGAAGGCCAUUGAGGGAGCGCCGAAGGAACGCACCGUACCGAUCCAGAUGGCCCCCGAAAAACCCGCUGUCGAGCAGAAGAAAGUAGCCAAAUGA